UCCACCAUGAAGUUCACCAUCACGUCCCUAGCACUUGUUCUCCCAGCAUUUUCCGCUCCCAUUGCGUACUUGGGCCAAGCAGAAACCUCUCCUGGGGCGCUAGAUGCUGCACCUGACCUUGUAGGGUCAAUCUCCACAGUGGGAAACCAAAAACAGGGUCCAGACGUUUGUGACUUCCUUGGACGGGACACAAGUGAUGUUCAUCGCCGGGAAUUGUGUUAUUUGCUCAAAAGAGGAACUGGUGCUGGUGACGAGAAGGAUCAUUCGCACAAGCAGGGGAAGGAGGACGAUGCGCUCAUCAAGGUGGACAUCAACGCCGGAACCACCGCAGAUAUCGGAUCAAGGAGUUUGCACAAGCGACAUGAUGGGCACGAAGGAGGCAAUAUCAAGCACAAAGACGAAAAGGACAACAAUCUGAUCAAUGCCGGUCUCAAACUCAAUGUCGACCCUGACAACAAACUAUCGGAGCUGUACAAGAGGCACGGCGGCAAUGAAGGCGAAAAAUCUGAGUACGUGGGGGGAAAGGACAACGACCUGGUCGCGGUUGACCUCAAACUCGGCGCAAAUAACGGUCUCGGAGAUCUGGGAACUCAAGAGAAAAAAUCCCAGUGGCAUGAGGGUGAUGAACACGAAAAAGAAGAGGGAGGUGCUUUGGCAAACGUGAAAAUUAACCUGGGUGCAGAGGACAAGGACGAUUCUUCGGGCAAGCCUUCUUAUGAGCAUGUCAACGAAGGCUACUCGUCGGUCCAAGAGUCUCGCAGAGACACCAUUAAACGAGCUCCUUUCGAGGCCGGUACCGAGGCAAAUGCCAGCGUCAAUCGCAAUGAGUAGCGCGGCAUGUUUUUCAAUCUACUCGUAGGCUGAUUUUCAGAAAUACAGCACGAUACCUAAGUGUGCAUUUUAUAAAUGGAGCUAUUGUUCAACAGUUGCGGCGUUGUAAUGUUGGUGGUCAGGAUGCAGUGAGUGGUUGCGGCGGCAGGGUAAUACGCACAGCAUGUUUCUUCGAUUUCGGUCCCGACAAGGCCUUGUACCAUUAUUUUU
This is a messenger RNA of Periconia digitata, 1041 nucleotides long. Lineage: Eukaryota; Fungi; Ascomycota; Dothideomycetes; Pleosporales; Periconiaceae. The record is from the annotation of a GenBank genome assembly.